AAUCCCAUCACAUGACAUUGAUCUCCACGACACGAAAUUAAGACCGUAUCGAAUUGCUAACAGAGGGUUGUUCAAACUUAAAAAGGCUUGCUGUACUAGUAUCUGGACGGACGAAGGAGCAUCUCGCACAGUCCCGCCGAGGACGGUCAAGUGUCUUUUUAAACAUGUCGUCUGCAACGUUAUUUUGCCUCCUGAUAUUGUUUUCCUUGGCAAGCGCCGGUUCUAUUAUUGAUGCACAGAACAUAAUGUCCAAUCUAUCUGUUGGGUAUAACAAUGAAAUGCGACCAGUGUUUAAUCAAGAUUCCAACGUUACCGUCACUGUCGACAUGUACCUAAUUUCUAUUAAGGAUUUUGACGAGGUUUCUGGAACUUUAAACGUGAUUGCAGUAUUUAUUAUUAAUUGGAACGACGCUUCUAUGAACUGGGAUCCAGCUUCCUACGGCUGGAUAUGGGACGUUAACGUCGGACAAAAUAAUAUUUGGCUUCCUAAACUCUACAACAUCAAAGUGUCCGAUUCCUUUCAUGCUCUCAGUGACAAGGACCUCAAGGUGAGGAUCCAACAUGAUGGUUUAGUUACAUGGCAACCAGGUGGUCUAGUCGACGUCAAGUGUGACCCGGAUGUUAUGUACUUUCCAUUUGAUUCUCAAACAUGCUCCAUACAAUAUGCACCUUGGGGUUAUGGGCAAAAUGAAGUUACACUUAAACCUAAAAAAUCUGAAUUAACGUUGGAUUUCUAUGAGACAAAUGGCGAGUGGUCUUUAGACAAAACCACAACGGGCACUUAUGUUAUUAGUGAUAUCAGUCUAGUCAUUUUUAAUAUUACAAUAUCACGUCUUCCAGCCUUUCACAUUGUCAACACCCUAAUGCCGAUCUUCUUGUUGAUGUUCAUGAAUCCUCUGGUGUUUGUCUUGCCGUGUGAUUCAGGAGAACGUGUAGGAUUCAGUUUGACCGUAUUUCUCACCUUCACUGUUUUUAUCACCAUCGUAAACAGUGUUCUACCUGCAAACUCGGAAAGUAUGUCAAGGCUAUCCUAUUUCAUCUUCACCGUCCUCGUCGCCAGUGGAGUCAUCGCCUCCGUCAACAUAUUUCAACUGAAGAUGUACUUCAGAGAUGACAGUAUAAAAGUACCUCGUUGGACAGCCAGACUUAUGCGCAUUCUUGACUGCAAGUUAAAAUCUGGUCGAUCAAAUGAUGAAGUAAAAUCAUUUUGUCCAGAAAAUCUUAAUUCGAAAUCGGGUCUAGAUCAAACUAAAAAUGGACGACAACCUAUCACAAGGGAACACUCAGAGGCCGAAAUAGUUCCGGAAAUGACGUGGAAGGAGGUCGUACGCAUCAUGGAUAAGUUUUACGCCUGGUUUUUCUAUAUUGCUAUAUCUGUGGCCAGCGUUGCGAUUCUGGUCAGUAUGUCUCAAGGCCACAAGUGAAGAAGACAGGAAUGCUUGGAUCUGUGUGACAUUGUGCAUGGAAACUAUUCUAUCACAUAAUUGGAGGUUGUGAUCUAAUAUGAUGUCAUUAGAUUCUAAAGGGAAUGACGUCACACCAGUGGAUCAUCUUAUUAGCAGAUUAUUAUAUCUUAGUUGAUAAAUGUAGCAAGCAUUUCUAAUUACUUCUGAAAAAUGGUUGACUUUACAGUUAACAAUCAAUCAAUCAAUCAAUCAAUCAAUCAAUCAAUCAAUCAAUUUUUUAUUCCUCUUGUUAAGAGAUACAAAUUUUGAAA
Messenger RNA from Pecten maximus, 1717 nucleotides. Its product is annotated as acetylcholine receptor subunit alpha-1-B-like. The coding region runs from base 165 to 1424 and encodes 419 amino acids. Gene Ontology annotation, cellular component: synapse; neuron projection; membrane. Gene Ontology annotation, molecular function: transmembrane signaling receptor activity; extracellular ligand-gated monoatomic ion channel activity; neurotransmitter receptor activity. The transcript has a single exon. The record is from RefSeq and is a predicted model, not a curated record. Lineage: Eukaryota; Metazoa; Mollusca; Bivalvia; Pectinida; Pectinidae. Gene Ontology annotation, biological process: signal transduction; chemical synaptic transmission; monoatomic ion transmembrane transport.